AUUCAAUUCCCCCAAUCUACUUAUCCAUUUCUGUGAACAAAAUGUGAAAUUCACUCUCCGACCUGUAAAAGGCAGUAAUACGCAACUAAGGGUCUAUUCUGCCGGAAAACCACACAAAGAAGACUGUAAACGGAAGUGAACACAAGAACAAUUUCCACGUUUGCGUUUUUGUUGUUAUUUAGAUGUUUAUUAACACCCUGGAAUUCAAAAUAUGAAUACUUUAACUGCAUAGCAUCACAUACUUACGACAUGUAGUCUUUAAUUCGCGCUGGAGACAGGACUUGGUUGAUAAGUGUUCUCUAUGUAACGCUAGCUAGCUAGUUGCUAACGUUAGCUUACAAUGGCUAACUGUAUGGUUUUUCACACUCAAAUUGCCUCCAUCAUGGAGGUUCUAGCGAAUGCAGCCGUAUCAGAGAUCUGUAAACUCGUAGACGACGACUAUGCAGUGUUUCGUUUGGAAAUAACUCAAAGCCAAAAAGAAAACAGGGCAUUGCGGAGGAGACUACAGCUACUGGAGAUGAAGGUGUCACGGGAGCGCGUCCUCGCCAUUCGACCCAGUAGUGUAAAAAUCCUCGACAAAUACAGAGGAAUGGCAAGAGGUGAAGCACAUCUCACUGGAGGCCACAGGAGCUUUGUGAAGCCAGCGGGACACAAUACAUGGAGAGAUGACCAACCAAUCACUGUUGAUGAGGGUGGUGGAACCUCAACCCAGCAUGUUAUUGUGAUAGAGUCUGCAGAUGCAGAGGCUGCAGGUCUUGGGGUCAAGUUGGAGAGGUCUGAAGGAGAGGAGGACUCACGGCACAGCAGAGACUUCCAGACUAGUGUGGCUAGAGAGCCCCCUGUAGCCAUAGAGGUCCCCACCACUGCCCCAGUGCGGCCCAGGACCCGACGAAGCAUCACGGAGGAGGAGGAGGAUCUGGGGAACCCUGAGGGAACCAUGGUCAUGGAGGACAACCAGACUACACCACCUCCUGAACCCACAGAGGACCCAGCUGAGCAACACAGGACCACACACAGUAUCACUGAGUCAGUAGACAUGGAAGAUGGGAAGCCUGAUCUGCUGCUGAUCAAAGAGGAGACAAUAGAAGACAGACCAGAGAGCAUUGAUCUGCUGAGUGGAAUAAAGAUGGGGGAGCAAGGUGGUUGGCUGGAGGCUAACAGAGAUUGGGCGGCCGUCUUGGAUUCCCAGACCGGUGCAGCCAAAGGCCCAGGGGACAACAUCACUAAGCAGGCCAGGACCAGAGGUGACAUAGUGGAGUCUGCAGUCCAUGAUGAUCUGCUGAUAUCCGGUGUUGCUGGUGGGAGAGACUGGACCUCUGAGGCAGCUGGUCACAAACCCUGGCCCUGGAUCAGAACCCUGGAUCAGGAGCCAUCACGCUUUCUUCCCGAUUCGGAACUAGGACCGAAACACGAGGGACAAAGACUCCACCACCACAUAGAACACAACCAGUGGACAGAUGGACUGAACCACCUCAGUCCUGGUCGUCAUCAGAGAGACGGAGGCUCCAGUCUGCAGCCCAGACCCUUCUCUUCACAUUCUCAGUGCAGGGAUGGAGCAGGGCCUGGGGCUGAUAGAGAUAGACCCUCCUGUUCCUAUGAUACAAACACCACAGUAUCCAUUAUGAACAGAGCAGGUCACCCUGGGCUUCAGCCUUCAGAGAGAGUAGUGGGAGUCCCAUCUGGUGGUAGUCUAUCAGCAAGUCUGUCUUCUCCUUCAGGGUCUCAUCUAAUGCCUGGUGACUGGGCUCAUAGAAGGUCUCGACCUGGGUCUAGCCUUCCUCAGUUACCUCAGGUUUACCCCACCAAUACAGACACGGUCAGGAUGGGCGUUCACCCCAAGAGGUACCUAGCCUAUAAUACAGAACACAAUCCCAACAACACCCAAACAAUGGCUAGAGGUCAAGGAGGGAGCUCAAAGACUAACCACCUGACGGUGGUGGCUCCUGCUUCUACCUCUGGUGUUAUUGGCUCACAACGUGGGAGGCCAAGUGUUAGGUCGGAUGCAGACAAGCCGCACGCAUGCCCCACAUGUGGGAAGCGUUUCACUGAGGCAAACUAUGUGAAGAGGCACCAGACCGUUCACACCAAGGAGAGGCCCUUCAAGUGCAAACUGUGUUACAAGAGCUUCGCCUUCCUGAGUAACCUUAUCAGACAUAGGAGUGUCCACAAUGGGAAGAAAUUGUAGCAUUGUGGCUUGAGAUGUCCACAGGGCAUAUCUGGGAACCAUUUUUUAGUUGACGUAAUAUAAUUAUCGUGUGAAGUGUUUUGGGGCAAGAGGUUAAUUAAUCACAUACCCCUCAACCCUUUGUUAACUGUGUAAAUACCUGUUUUUAGAGAGAAAGUAAACCUAGACUAGAACAAGGACAGUUGAAUAUUUACCUUACUGAGGUGAUGUAGAUGGGAUAAAGUCGUUCUAUUGUUUUCUACUCUAUUCUUGCUAACAUGCUGUUCUUUCUAAACAAGUCUGCUCUUAGCUUGAAAUAUACUGAUCAUAGGAGAUUUGAUGUGAGAUGUACUAAGCAGUACCGUAUUUCAAAGAACAGUGUGCAUACCUUUUUUGUUUAACCACACCCUUUGAGCGAUGACGCCAACCAAAAAAUACCCUCUUCUUCAGUGUAAACGGAAUCGCUGUGUGUAUUAACUGUAGGGGUAGCCAUGUUGCUGGAGUUCAGAAGUGUCCAAUGAGAGAAUGGCAGGUUGAGGUUGCCAGAGUUGGUGUAGUACAGAAGGUGUCGUAUACUAAGGUAGUCCUUCUGUAGCUCAGUUGGUAGAGCAUGGCGCUUGUAACGCCAGGGUAGUGGGUUCGAUCCCCGGGACCACCCAUACGUAGAAUGUAUGCACACAUGACAGUAAGUCGCUUUGGAUAAAAGCGUCUGCUAAAUGGCAUAUAUUAUUAUUAUUAUAGUGAAGAGAGUAGUAGAGGAAGAUCCAGGGCGAGGGAUCCUCAUAGGUUCCCUAUGAGUAGGCCGAAGUUAAUAAAGAAUCCAUAGAGAGUGAUAGGAAUAACGUGUGCUUCAGUUAGCUUGGCUUCUUAGCGUUCAUUGAAAUGGGAUCUAAAUCACAGAAAAUAUAUUUUGUGACAGCUGCAGAGAAGAACUUUACGUGUUUUUACUGCAGAUGAUUGACACGGUGUGUAGUGUCCCAUCCUCCCAGGCAGCCGGCUUGGUAUAGUAUCAGAUGGGGCCAAAGUGGUGGAAUAGUGAAGUAUUAGGUUAUUUAUUUAUUUUAGGUUUUUUUUAUAAAUAUGAAGUUUAAUUUUUUUAAAUUAUUAAACAGUAACAUACAAAAAAAACAGAACAGCCAGAGGGAUUACACAAAUAAAUAAUAAUACAAAUCCACAUUAUAUCAAAUCAAAUACAAACAUGUACCGAAUACAUUGACAUUUUGUUUGGCAUACGUUUGAAUGAUUCUAAAUAUUUUUCCAAAUCAGAUUUUUCUUUAUAAACGUUGAAUUUGUAUGAAAAAUAUUCUAAAUAAAAUAGAGAUUUAUGACA
Molecule: messenger RNA, 3494 nt
Organism: Oncorhynchus keta (chum salmon)
Lineage: Eukaryota; Metazoa; Chordata; Actinopteri; Salmoniformes; Salmonidae
Exons: 7
Coding region: 341-2185 (614 amino acids)
Cellular component (GO): nucleus
Source: RefSeq, a predicted model, not a curated record